CAAUUCACUUGCGUGCACGCGCUUCUCAAUCACUUUAGCAGCUUUUGCGGAGUGAUACCAUUCUGUGUUGCUCUAGUGUUUCUCGAACAUUAUGUCGUGUUCUAAUCGCUCCCUACACCCUCAAAUUUCGCCAAUACACGGCUGAUUGAUCAAUCUUCCAGGCACCAUGCCGCGUCAACUACCUUGGGCGAAGAAGAGUGGCGGAAGUCGGGCACAAAUCAAACCAGCAUCAUCGCAGCAAACGACAAAGUCACACAAUGCGACUGAUACAGAUGACGGUUUCUUCGACGACACGGUUCUGGCAAGCAGAACAGGAAGAUCAGAUGAGUCGGACGACGACCUUCCCGGGCUUCCAGCAGAACCAUCAACGCCCCGAACUAAAGCCAGGGCCAAAGACGCACUGCGUAAGAAACGUGAAGGCUCAUCGUCUCCGCCUCCAGUUAACGACCUCGAGCAGCCAUUUGUGGAAGGCAUGCAUAGAGCUGCAUCUAAGUUCGAUUUGCGCGACGAUGAAUGGAUGAUGGUCGAAGAUGAGUUUCUGGAGACGGCAAAGCUAUUCACGCGACACUUGCAUAUCGCCGAAUACGAGAGGCUCAAAGCGACCAUCGAAGAGAAGAAAAAAGAAGCGGCCGACAUUGCAAGACCAGUUGUUGCGAAUACAAAAAGGUCGACUACUGGCGCUAUGAAAGAGAAGGCCAGGGUUCAAGAAUUGAAGCAGAAGAAGGCCAUUCGUGAUGUGUUUGCGUCCAAGGGAGAAGAAGAGGACAACAAGGAAGAGCAGACCAUGCCAUCUAGUCGAAGCAACCUUGUGUCUACAUUUAGGUCCUUAUCGAACAAUGCUACGGUCGCAUGUAAAGGAACACCCGGGACAUUUGCAGCACAAGAUAGCGAUAACGACAGCGAUGAUUUGAAUGCACCGCGCCUCUCAGCUAAGCCACCAUGCAGAGCCACCACCACGCCAACCCUAGCCCGAAGGGGCAGCAUAGUGGGAGGGCAAGAUUCUGCCUCGCCUGAUCCGAGGCCAUCCAACCCUACCUUCGCUAAGCCUGCGCCACCUAAAGCCGUAGCAAAACCUCGCUCAAGAUUGGGUCGCGCAACGCCCUUCGAUAUGCUUGAUGACUGGGAUCCGAAGAAGAGUAAAGCAUCGUCACAGUCUUUGCUAGAGCAGCCUGCUAAGACACAAAAUACAUCGCGCUCACCAUCUCUUAGCGGACACUCACAGCCACCUGCUCCUCUCAACGAUAGAGGCGACGCUAAAGUGAGACGAUCGACUAUUUCGUUCGACGAAGACGUACCUAUCAGGAAUCACAGCAGUAAUGAUAGUGGCGGUGUCAGCAAGGAAACCACGGAUCGUCUUGCAAAACGAAAAGCCCAGCGGGAGAAAGAUGAGAAAGAGAGGAAGCGGAAAGCUGCAAAGUUGGAUGACAUACCCACGUUUUUGUUCUGAGUUGUUUGCCGUCAUUAACAGAUCUUGAGCUCGUCGCUGCUGUGUUGGGAAAUUACUUUGAGAAUAUACUUGAUACCCUUGGUUGCGAGUUUCUCUAGGCUGUUUGGGUACAAGGAUGCUUGUCUUUUAAUGAUAGGAUGCACCCCGAACAUUAGACCAUACCCUAAAUCUAUACACUGUUACUUUGUUGUUUGGCUUGUCAUCAUUUCAUCAUGUACACUCUCUAGGUUCAUUGAGAAGGGAUAGGCUUCUCCAGGACCCAUCGUAUUCGUUAUUGUCAUGA
Alternaria alternata is the source of this 1730-nucleotide messenger RNA. RefSeq lists its product as hypothetical. The record is from RefSeq and is a predicted model, not a curated record. Lineage: Eukaryota; Fungi; Ascomycota; Dothideomycetes; Pleosporales; Pleosporaceae. Bases 473 to 1447 code for a protein of 324 amino acids. The transcript has a single exon.